This is a messenger RNA of Staurois parvus, 322 nucleotides long. Lineage: Eukaryota; Metazoa; Chordata; Amphibia; Anura; Ranidae. The record is from the annotation of a GenBank genome assembly.
AUGUAUGUGAAAUGCUUUGAUACCGUAAUGUUUUACUAUGCGAUUUUAGUGAAUUUAGUGAAUGUCACUUUUGUCAUUUUCAAAUUUCCCACCAGUUCCAUCCCCAUACGUCCCGACGCUCGCAGGGGACGGAACCCAGAUGACAGAUGCCGGCAUCCACCGGAGGACAUUGCCGGGGACACUGCAGGAGGGACAUCGCGGGAGCGCAGGACAAGGUAAGUGAUCGAGGGAUCCCGGAGCAGCGCCGCAUGGUAUUCCCGAGUGUAGCUCGGGGUUACCGCUUGUGCUACACUCGGGAAUACCGCCAGGGAGGUUAAACCAA